Heterobasidion irregulare TC 32-1 is the source of this 1746-nucleotide messenger RNA. RefSeq lists its product as uncharacterized. The transcript has 12 exons. The coding region runs from base 1 to 1746 and encodes 581 amino acids. Gene Ontology annotation, cellular component: fungal-type vacuole. The record is from RefSeq and is a predicted model, not a curated record. NCBI's taxonomy places the organism in Eukaryota, Fungi, Basidiomycota, Agaricomycetes, Russulales, Bondarzewiaceae. Gene Ontology annotation, biological process: polyphosphate catabolic process. Gene Ontology annotation, molecular function: endopolyphosphatase activity; exopolyphosphatase activity.
AUGAUCUGCUUGCACUCUCUGUUCAUUCUGUCUCUUUGCGUCUGUGCAGCAUGGUCGGCACCAUCGCAGGUUCCCAUGGAGGUUCCAAGCCGGGUUGAACGAAAGCUUCAUGGCCGGUUUUUGCACAUCACCGACAUGCACCCAGACCCCCACUAUCGUCCGGGUGCCUCACAAUCGUCCGCGUGUCAUAGCAAGAAACCAAAAAAGGAGGAGGAACGUUCGGGCUAUUAUGGGACACCAUACAGCGAUUGCGAUUCGCCCUUUCGGCUAACAAACCUCACGCUCGACUUCUUGGAGAAGAACUGGGCAUCGGACAUCGAUUUCAUUUUAUGGACCGGAGACAACGCACGACAUGAUAAUGAUCGCAAGCUGCCGCGGACGCUCAACGAGAUCUAUGACCUGAACAGAGCAGUAGCCAGCAGGAUGGAAACUGCAUUUCUGAGCAAGGGAAUCCCAGUCGUUCCGAGUCUCGGAAACAACGACGUCUGGCGUGAGCUAUGGAAAGCCUUCGUCCCAUUCUCAUCCUACCAGGUGUUUCAGCGGGGGGCAUACUACUCUGUGGAAGUGAUUCCAAAUGCAGUGGCGGCGAUCAGUUUGAAUACAAUGUAUUUUUAUGAUUCCAACAAGGCUGUGGGCGGCUGUGAAUACAGCGAACGUGGCGAUCCUGGAAAUUUACAGUUCGAUUGGCUGGAGGUACAGCUUCAAUUAUUCAGAGAGCGAAGGAUGCAGGUCUGGAUAUCGGGCCAUGUUCCCCCGUCGCCUGGAAAUUACUUUCCUGAAUGCUAUGUGCGAUAUGUCGAACUAUCGCUGCGGUUUCAAGACACAAUUCUGGGUCAUAUAUUUGGGCACAUGAAUAACGAUCACUUUUUCUUCGUGGAAGCGGAUGAUUUGCAGUUCCCUCCCGAGGCUGGGGCUGAUGCCAAUGGAACGGAAGCAAUUGGUGGCCAGCUUGAGCCUUCUGCGCACGCGGAGCUCUACGAGACGUUGCUGAAGGACUUCAGCGAGCUGCCGCGAACGGCAAAGAAGGUCGACCUGGACAAUUACGCAGUGAUCAAUGUGUCGCCGUCGGUGGUACCUAAUCCUUACCUCCCUUCGUUCCGAAUCUACUCGUACAAUGUGUCGAACGCUGAAACAGCCACGUGGGGUGAGGUGGAGCUGAAGAAGACCAGGACCGAAAGGGGGGCGAAAAGAAAACACGGGCACCACCAUGGAGGUGGGAACCGAGAGGCGCUUUGCAAGAAAGCAGGGUAUCGGGACUCUUGGCGAUGCAAAUUGAGAGAGCCAUGGAAUUCAGACCCAGACUCGCCUAGUCGACGAAACACCUUGUGGACGCCACUGGGUUACGCACAGGUACGUGGGGUGUUGGAUCUACAAACGUGUUUGAGGGCGGGCUUGACGAGUCGAGAUAAUCAGUAUUACCUCGGGGAGGAAGAGAUCGUGAACAAGACGAGGAAGCCGAAGUUCAAGCUGGAGUACCUGACGUAUCGGGAGGACGCGCUGCAUCCGGCGAGGGAGAGGGACGAAGGGCGGUUCGACUACCCCGUGCCGGUGCGCCACCUGCCUCGGUCGCUGCGGGCGGGGGGGAAGGAGGGCAGGUCGAAGUACGCGCCGUAUCGGAUGAGGGACCUGACGAUAGGGACGUGGAUCGGACUUGGACAGAGGCUGGGGAGCGGUGGCGGGAGCGGGGGUGGGACGAAGCUGAGAAAGCGGUUUAGAGAGUACAUGUACAUGGGCAGGGUGCCUUAG